CAAAUUCUUAACCUCAACUUUGAAAAAUUGUAUUUUACUUAAUUAUUUAUUUAUUUAUAAGAGCCAAUUAUUAUUAGUUUAAAUCUAAAGUUUGGAUGUUAGAGUUUUGAAAUAGUCUCUAUUAUGGAAACAGUUGUUGAGUCCAUUCCUCAAUUGAUCAAAGAUAUAGAAGAAUUGGAGAAAUUAAAAGCUCAAAAAGAAAUAGAGAGAACAGACUUAGAAACGCAAAACAAAAAACUUCAGUACAGAUUAAAAUUUUUAAAAGAAGCCGUAUCUGAAGAAUUAAAAAUAUCCACCCAAGAUGAUAAUGAUUCUUUGGUUAACUUGCAUUCUAUAUUAGUUAGUUUAUUUUCAAAAGCUAUUCAAACUGCUUACCCAACUAUAGGUGAAGAAAUUCAAACUACAAUAUCAACUGGUAGCAAAUUUGCUGAUUAUCAGUGUAAUGCAUCAAUGCAAAUUUGUAAACUUUUAAAAUCUAAAGGAGAAAAUGUGUCACCAAAUACAGUUGCCAAAAAAAUAGUUGAAUGUUUAGAACCAUGUGAUGUUGUUGAAAAAGUUGAAGUUUCUGGACCUGGGUUUAUAAAUAUUUGGUUAAACCAUGAUAAGUUAAGAAAAAUAUUGCAAUUUGUUUUAACAAAUGGGUUGAAACCUAAAUCUCCUAUUAAAAAACAAAGAAUAAUAGUAGAUUUUUCUUCUCCUAAUGUUGCAAAAGAAAUGCAUGUUGGUCAUCUGAGGUCUACAAUUAUCGGAGACAGUAUAUGUCGAUUAUUUGAAUUUUUUGGACAUAAUGUGUUACGGUUAAAUCAUAUUGGUGACUGGGGAACACAGUUUGGCAUGUUGAUUACAAGACUUCAAGAUAAGUUUCCUAAUUAUUUAACAGUGUCUCCUCCAAUUCAUGAUUUACAACAAUUUUAUAAAGAGUCAAAGGUACUCUUUGAUAGUGACCCAGAUUUUAAAAAACGUGCUUAUGAAUGUGUAGUGAAAUUACAAAGUAUGUCUCCAGAUCAUGUAAAAGCAUGGCAAUUGAUUUGUGAUGUAUCAAGAAAAGAGUUUGAAAAAAUUUAUGAAAGAUUAAAUAUUUCAUUAAUUGAAAGAGGAGAAUCUUUUUAUCAAUCUCGAAUGGAAAAUUUAGUGAAAGAACUUACUCUUAAAGGCUUACUUCAGGAAGAUGAAGGGCGUAAAAUUAUGUGGGGAUCUGGAACUUCUAUUCCAUUAACUGUUGUGAAAUCUGAUGGUGGGUUCACCUAUGAUACGUCAGAUUUAGCUGCUCUUAAACAGAGGAUUGAAGAAGAAAAAGCAGAUCGAAUUAUUUAUAUAACUGAUUCUGGUCAAAGUACUCAUUUUGAAACCUUAAAAAAUUGUGCAACACAUAUUGGUAUUCUUAAUCCAAAUAAAGUUCGUAUGGACUUUGUAGGCUUUGGUGUUGUAUUAGGCGAAGAUAAAAAAAAAUUUAAAACCCGAUCUGGAGAAACUGUUCGUCUAGUUGGACUGUUGGAUGAAGGUAUUAAAAGAGCUAGAGAUAAAUUAAUUGAAAAAGAAAGGGAUAAAGUUUUAACUCCUGAGGAAAUGCAAAUGGCUGAAAGAGCUGUGGCGUAUGGUUGCAUUAAAUAUGCUGAUUUAUGUCACAACAGAAACCAUGAAUAUGUAUUUUCAUUUGAUAAAAUGCUGGAUGACAAAGGAAAUACAGCUGUUUACUUAUUAUAUGCCCUUACAAGAAUUAGAUCAAUAAUUAAUAAUUUAGGUGAUAACUGUAAAAAUGAAAAUGAGCCAAUUUCACUAGAACAUGAGAAAGAGUGGAAAUUAGCCAAGACAUUAUUGCGUUUCCCAGAAGUAUUAACAAAAAUUACUGAUGAUUUAUGUUUACAUCAUCUAUGUGAAUAUCUUUAUGAGGUUGCUACUACAUUCUCUGAGUUUUAUGAUAAAUGCUAUUGUAUUGAAAAAAAUACAAAAACUGGAGAAAUCACAAAAAUUUAUUUUGGUCGAAUUUCAUUGUGUAAAAUAACUGCUGAAUACUUGAAUACUGGAUUAAAUAUCUUAGGUAUUACUACUGUUUCUCGUAUGUAAAAAUGUUUUUCUAGAAUAAAUUAAAAUAUAAAAUUUUUAUCAACA
Daktulosphaira vitifoliae (grape phylloxera) is the source of this 2109-nucleotide messenger RNA. RefSeq names its product arginine--tRNA ligase, cytoplasmic (gene ArgRS). NCBI's taxonomy places the organism in Eukaryota, Metazoa, Arthropoda, Insecta, Hemiptera, Phylloxeridae. The record is from RefSeq and is a predicted model, not a curated record. Gene Ontology annotation, cellular component: cytoplasm. The transcript is spliced from 10 exons. Bases 124 to 2064 code for a protein of 646 amino acids. Gene Ontology annotation, molecular function: arginine-tRNA ligase activity; ATP binding. Gene Ontology annotation, biological process: arginyl-tRNA aminoacylation.